AUGGAGUACGAUUAUCUUAUCGCUAAAGAUACUUUUAUUAAACAGAAGCCUAAAAUUGGUGCUUUACUUCCGAAACAAAUAUUUUUGUUCUGUAACUACUUUCCUAUAAAAUUAGUGAAAACCACCGAUUUGGAUCCGAACAAGUUGUAUUUAUUCUGUGGUUUCCUGCAUGGGACUCUAUCGUCAGGAGUUUAUGGCGCAUUUGCAACAGACAUCAUCGGUUGUAGAGAACAUUUCCCGGGUCUCGAAUUUAGGGUCGUCAUACUUGAUCAAUUCUAUAAGUCGCCGCUUUACCGCGAGUAUUGGCGCUCCAACUGUGCUCUUGGAAGCAGUGCAGAGUGCAUAAAACAACAACUAUCGACGAGACCUUCGCCACCGUACACCGGAAAGGCGACAGUUCUGAUCCCCGGUGGAGCGACAGAAGUAUUCGAAUCUAAGCCGGGCACUUACCGCAUCCUGAUAAAAAGGAGAAAAGGCUUCGUAAAGCUCGCGCUGCAAAAUGGGUCGGUAUAAUCUUUCCUUUCGUUCACUCUAAUCUUAAUCUUGUGAGGACUUAGAACAGUAGAAACCUCGUCUUUUUGGACGUCGUAGCCGUACACAAAUCUUAUUUGGCGUGCAUGACUUCCUUAUAGAGGCACAAAAAUUAGCGGUUUAAUCAAGAGUAUCUGUCACUUAUAAAUCGAAGUGACACACGCGGAAUUCGUUUG
This is a messenger RNA of Bombus pyrosoma, 707 nucleotides long. Its product is annotated as diacylglycerol O-acyltransferase 2-like protein 6. Gene Ontology annotation, biological process: triglyceride biosynthetic process. The record is from RefSeq and is a predicted model, not a curated record. Lineage: Eukaryota; Metazoa; Arthropoda; Insecta; Hymenoptera; Apidae. Gene Ontology annotation, molecular function: diacylglycerol O-acyltransferase activity. Bases 1 to 513 code for a protein of 170 amino acids. The transcript has 3 exons. Gene Ontology annotation, cellular component: endoplasmic reticulum membrane.